Molecule: messenger RNA, 2717 nt
Organism: Protopterus annectens (West African lungfish)
Lineage: Eukaryota; Metazoa; Chordata; Ceratodontiformes; Protopteridae
Gene: GASK1A
Product: golgi associated kinase 1A
Exons: 5
Coding region: 620-2503 (627 amino acids)
Cellular component (GO): Golgi apparatus
Source: RefSeq, a predicted model, not a curated record
ACUCGGGCAGAUACUGCAGCGCAUGCUUUUACAUUUUUGGCGAAUUAAUUGACAUAUGCAUCAACUGCAUUAUUCGUUUCAUUACAGACGACAGGGCUUUUAUCGUGUAGUACCUUUCUGGAAGAGAAACCAAUACUGUUUUUAUUCCACGUGUUUUGCUCAGUUUAGUUGAGAGCUUCUAGUAGCAGGGAUGCUGUGCCAGCAGAUGUGUGUAACCACAGCUGGCUGCUUUACAAGGGUGGUGGGGCUAAAAGGACCAGCUUUCCGCGCCUUCUGUGAAGAAAUUGGAGAAAUACGUUCUUGGUAGAGUCUGUGGAGGGAAUCUGUGUGGAAAUUGUGCUAGUGUCAGCGGCGGAGAACAUUUUAGGGGUAGCUUGGAGUGGACCACAGGACAACCCUUUCUCUCCACCCAAACUGCGAAUACUUGCAUUUGGAAGUGUGGAUGUAAAUGGUGAAAAAAAUACUUCUGGCUGCAAUUUACUUUGUUUAUGAUCGGAUGGAUUUUGUGGACUGAAAAGAAAUAACUAAGUAUUAAGUUGUUUGUAUGAGAAGGAGAACGGGAAAAGAACCGCUCAUUGCAUUAUGAGGAAAGGCACAUGGAAGCACUAAUGAUGCAGAGAUGAAGGCAUUACAUCUGUGGAUGAAGCCACGGUUUAAGAGGAGGUCUGAGGAAGUGCACUGUUUCCUGUUAUGCUUGACUCUGGUGACGAUCAUUCAUUUUCCUAUGCUGUCUAAAGCUUGCAUCAUAUCUGGCAUCCAGUCCCAUGAACUUGGCAAACCAGCUGGAAAGCUCAUUAAACCUGGGUACCUUUGUAGGAAUUACUCAGACUUCAUUUACAGACGGCCUUGGAAUAAUAACCACAAACUCUGUAAAUCCUAUCCAUUUGACAGUAAGGACUCAGGACAUCAUCUGAAUAAAUGGUGUCACAUUCAUAAGACAAACACACUGAGUAAAAGAAAAGGAUUGUAUGAAGCCAAGAAUCUUCACAGGGAACAGAACAGAAAUUCUGAUGUGAUUUGCAACCAUACAGCAAACAGUCACACUCCUGAUGUGAUUUGCAACCAUACAGCACACAGUCACACUCCUUUAUCUUCUUCAUUCAACAGGAAAGGCCGAUCAUCUACCCAUAAAGCAGCUUUUAAUCUAUACUCACCUGUUAAUAUCUACAAACUGGAUCAAAAGCUCGAGCCUACUUUGGUUCACAAAAAAUACUUAGAUUAUUGUCAACUCAGUUUAGGUCUGCAGCAGCCAAAGUGCAUUCCAGAUGUGCAGGACACUGCAGGUACAGAGAGAAAUGCCACAAAAUAUUCACAGUCUGAGCAAAACUCACUUGUCAGACUAAUGGGUACUACUACUAAAACUACAGCACAGGAAAUAAAAACUAUAAAAUCUGACAUUCCCCUGCUGGCUUUUAAAAAAUGGAGCUGGACUUCAGCAGAUAUAGUUAAGUUACAAAAAUCUCCAUGGUGUGAGAAAUUCUAUUAUGAGGAGGACAGUCUAUCACACUUAAUGGACCACUUCACAUCUGGUGCAGAGCAUCUCCCAUGGCUAAGUCCUGGUGAUCUACAUAAAAUGAAACUACUGGCCAGUGGCACGGUGAUUGGCAAAAGUACUGUUCCUGGUCAUGGACAGGUUCUAAAAGUGGGACUGGAUAUAACUGGAGGAAAUCUGACUGGCAGCCUGGACAAAUGUUGUCAAGAUGGCUUUUGUGGUCUAAUCAAACGUCCUACAGACUUGUAUGAGGUAAUAGCUUUCCACUUAGACAGAGUGUUGGGGAUUAACCGGAGCCUUCCUGCAGUGGCUCGGAAAUUCUACAGUGACUUACUUCCUUAUAGAUAUACUAGGAGUGGGGCCAGGCCCAUCAUCUGGUGGACCCCAGAUAUCCUGCACUUAGAAGAUGCUGGAAAUGACCAGAACUCUUUUGCGGUUAACUGGAAUCAGUAUCAGGGCAUGUUGCUGCAGCAGUGUGACAUGGGAGACAAUAAGCCCUCUCACAUAUCAUCCCCUUGUCUGGUCAAGACAUUAGAAUGGAGCAAACUUGCACUUUUUGAUUUUCUUCUUCAGAUUCAUGAUCGUCUGGAUCGUUACUGUUGUGGAUUUAAACCUGAUCCCUUGCACUCUUGUGUGGUUGAUGGGCUCCAUGAAAAGUGUGGGAACCCCAAAGAGCUGGUGCUUGUACAUAUUCUGGUAAGAAAAAGCAAACCCACACAGCUGGUAUUCAUUGAUAAUGCUGGUCAACCAUUCCAACCUGAAGACAACCUCAAUUUUCGACUUCUGGAAGGAAUUAAAGAGUUUCCAGAGAGCAUACUGACCAUGCUGAAAUCUGGCUGUUUACAGAAUAUGCUCCUCCAUUCCCUGUAUAUAGAUAAGGAAUUAUGGGAAGUCAUGGGUGGACUUCAAGGACUAAAACCAAUGCUGCACAACAUAGACAGAAGGGGAGAGAUCCUACUGGAGUAUAUAAACAAACAUAACUUCCCCAUUGUCAAAGAUGAUCCCAACUAAAAGUAAAAAGAAACAUUACAUUUGGAACUACCUAGCAAGUUUGACUGGCAGAAACCUUACAAUGAAAUACAUGCUGCUGACAGAAGUCAUAAAAGCUGGAGGCUGAAAUUUCAUAUCUCUCUGCAAUUUCUCAAGUACUGUAUGACUCUGAAAAAUAACUUGUCAUGUUUAAAUAGGUACCACUUGUUACAAACAAAAUAAAAAGUAAAUGUGU